GAAUAGUUUGUUCAUUGAUAGUGCCUGUCUGUAAAAAGUGUAAACUGUGUCCGCAUGUUCCACGUUGUGAAACGCGGCAUAUGUAAAAAAAUUUAAUUAUUUCUAUUUAAAACACAUACGUGUGAUUAAAAUGGAAGAAAAGAAAGCAGAGAAAUGUCAAUUUAAAGUUACUGUUAUUAAAAACAUUGAGAAAGAGGUACAAGCAUAUUGGGAAAAGCAUAAUUUGCACGAAACGAGCACAGUCGGAAUUAAGCAGUCACCUGAUGAAAAAUUUUUUGCAACCUUUCCAUAUCCUUACAUGAAUGGACGUCUCCAUUUGGGUCAUGCUUUCUCAGCAUCAAAGUGUGAGUUUGCCAUUCGAUACAAUCGCUUAUUGGGAAAGAAAGUACUAUUUCCUUUUGGCUUGCACUGCACUGGUAUGCCUAUUAAAACAAGCGCUGAUAAACUCAAAAGAGAAAUGGAAAUAUAUGGCUAUCCACCAAAAUUUCCUGAAGACAGUGAGAUGGAAGAAAAAAUAAAUGAUGUGUUAAAGGAUAAAAAUGAAUUUCCUGAGAAGAUGGUGAAAGAAAUAGAUGAGGAUGUGUUAAAGAAUAAAAGCAAAGGAAAAAAGAGUAAAGCAGUUGCUAAAGCAGGUUCAGCAACAUAUCAAUGGAAAAUUAUGCAGUCCCUUGGCUUACAAGAUGAGGAAAUUAAAAAUUUUGUUGAUACUGCAUAUUGGUUAGAUUAUUUUCCACAGCAUGCUAUAAAUGACAUAAAAUCUUUUGGUCUUCAUGUGGAUAGGCGAAGGUCAUUCAUUACAACAGAUGUGAAUCCAUUUUAUGAUUCUUUCAUACGCUGGCAGUUUCAUCAUUUGAAAUGUAGAAACAAAAUCAAAUUUGGAAAGAGGUAUACUAUUUAUUCACCAAAAGAUGGUCAACCAUGUAUGGAUCAUGAUAGAUCCUCUGGUGAAGGUGUUGGACCACAGGAAUAUACAUUGAUUAAGAUGAAAGUGCUAUAUCCUCAAAAAAUUAAGGAUUUUGGUAAUAAAUCAGUUUAUCUCGUAGCUGCAACUAUGAAACCAGAGACAAUGUAUGGUCAAACAAACUGUUGGGUACAUCCAGACAUUAAUUAUAUAGCAUAUAAUGUAGCGUGCGGGGAUGUAUAUAUUUCUACAGAACGUGCAGCGAGAAAUAUGUCCUAUCAAGAUUUCUUCAAAGAAGAGGGAAAGAUAGACAUUGUUUACAAACUCACGGGCAAAGACUUAUUAGGAUUAGCAUUGGAAUCCCCUCUCACAAGUAAUAAGGUGAUCUAUGCAUUACCUAUGUUGACAAUAAAAGAAGACAAAGGUACUGGAAUUGUAACUUCUGUUCCCAGUGAUUCUCCCGAUGAUUAUGCCGCACUAGUUGAUCUGAAAAAAAAACAGCCGUUUAGAGAAAAGUAUAAAAUCGCCAAUGAAAUGGUGCUGCCAUAUGAUCCAAUUCCCAUAAUCGAAGUUCCAGAAUUGGGCAAUUUAGUAGCAGUAACAUUAUACAAUCAGUUCAAGAUUCAAUCUCAAAAUGAUAAAAUCCAACUCAUGAAAGCAAAAGAGAUAGCAUAUUUGAAAGGAUUUUAUGAUGGUGUAAUGUUAGUAGGUCCAUACAAAGGCAAGAAAGUACAAGAUAUUAAGAAACUAAUUCAAAAAGAAUUAGUUGAUAGUAGUGAUGCAGUAAUCUAUUAUGAACCAGAGAAAACUAUUAUUUCGAGAUCAAAUGAUGAAUGUGUAGUGGCUCUAUGUGAUCAAUGGUACUUAGAUUACGGAGAAGAAAAUUGGAAGAAAAAAACACUUGAAGCUUUAAAGAAUCUUGAUACUUUCCAUGAUGAAGUUAGAAAGAAUUUCCUUAGAUGUUUUGACUGGUUACAUGAAUAUGCAUGUUCUAGAAAAUAUGGGCUUGGUACCAAAUUACCAUGGGAUGAAAAUUGGUUAAUCGAAUCUUUGUCAGAUUCCACUAUUUACAUGGCAUACUAUACAGUAGCACAUUACUUGCAAGCAAACCUUAAAGGAGAUAAACUUACUAGACAUAAAAUAAAAGCCAAUCAAAUGACUCCAGAAGUAUGGGAUUAUAUCUUCUUCAAAGACGCUGACUUCCCUGAGACAAGUAUAGAUAACACUAUUCUAAAUGAUAUGAGACGCGAGUUUCAAUAUUGGUAUCCAGUAGACUUGAGAACAUCAGGAAAAGAUCUGAUACAGAAUCAUCUCACAUAUUUUCUGUACAACCAUACAGCAAUAUGGCCGAAUCAACCUGAAUUAUGGCCAAAAGGAAUAAGGGCAAAUGGUCAUCUACUUUUAAAUUCAACAAAAAUGUCUAAGUCAGAGGGUAAUUUUUUAACACUUGCUGAAGCUAUAGAAAAAUACUCGGCUGACGGAACCCGUCUUUGUCUAGCUGAUUCUGGUGAUUCGAUAGAAGAUGCCAAUUUUGUUGAAAAUUCAGCUGAUGCGGGAGUUCUUAGACUAUAUACUUAUCUUACUUGGGUCACAAGUAUAUGCAAUAAGAAGGAUCUAAUGAACUUUAGAUAUGAAGGGCCAUAUACUUUCCAUGACAAAGUUUUUGAAAGCGAAAUGAACUUAAAAGUUAAAGAAACUGGUGAAAAUUAUUCAAAAAUGCUUUACAAGGAAGCAUUAAAGACAGGAUUUUAUGAAUUACAAGCAGCAAAAGAUAAAUACUGGCAAUUAAGUGAAAUGGAACAUUACAACUAUACUCUUAUUAUGAAAUAUAUAAAACUUCAAACAAUUAUGUUAGCUCCUAUUUGCCCACAUAUUUGUGAACAUAUAUGGAAACUUGUAUCUAAUAAUGAAAAAUCCCAUAGUAUAUUCAAUGAAAAAUGGCCUGCUGUGGGAAAAAUAGAUGAAAUUCUAAUAAAAUCAUCCCAAUAUUUAAUGGAUGCUGCUCAUACAUUCAGAAAUCUUUUAAAAAAUUACAAUACAUCAAAGAAGUCUUCAAAAAAAAAUGGUGACAUAGAGAAACCUAGGCAAGGAAUUAUAUGGAUAGCUAAGACUUAUCUACCUUGGCAAAAUAUUGUUCUUAUGACGAUGAGAGAAAUGUAUUUUAAAAAUGGAAAUAAAUUACCAGAUAAUAAAAUACUCGUUACAGAGCUAGGAAAUAAAGAUGAAUUGAAAAAAUAUAUGAAAAAAGUAAUGCCAUUCGCGCAAUUUGUAAAAGAAAAAAUGAAAGUUGUCGGUAUUAGUGCCCUAGAUUUGACACUUGAAUUUAACGAAUUUGAAGUACUUAAAAAUAACAAGAAUUAUCUUAAAAAGACAUUAGAGCUCGAACAUAUUUUCAUAAAAUAUACUGACAAAGCUCCAGAAAAAACAAAGGAAGGAUGUUCUCCAGGGUCUCCAUUCAUGAGUUUUUCUACGAAGCCUGUACUUCUAAUACGCAUGAAUAAUCCGCAAAUUUACAGUGGUUUAUUUGAACUAUCUAUGAAUAUUUCAUUUGCACCAGAUACAGCUGAAGAUAUCGUAUCGUAUAUUGUAAAAAAACAUAAGCACAUAAAUGAUCCUGCUUCCAUAGUAUUAUAUCGGUAUGAUGAUCCAAUUUUGGGUCCAAGAACUAAACCAGGACCAGAGAAUAUUUUGAAGGGAAAAACUAAAAUUCCGUCUAAUGCUAUAUUUAAUGUAAAUGCAGAAACGCAAAGUAUUGAAAUCAGCAUUGGAGAUAAUACGUACCCAAUAGGCGAGUAUUUAAUAUAUAUGGACAAAUCUUUGGAAAAGUAAAUACAGUAGAUUUGAUUUCAGUAAUGAAAAACUAUAUUAUUCAUUAUAUUGAUCAUGUAA
Camponotus floridanus (Florida carpenter ant) is the source of this 3790-nucleotide messenger RNA. RefSeq names its product leucine--tRNA ligase, cytoplasmic (gene LeuRS). The transcript has 16 exons. Gene Ontology annotation, molecular function: ATP binding; leucine-tRNA ligase activity; aminoacyl-tRNA deacylase activity. Lineage: Eukaryota; Metazoa; Arthropoda; Insecta; Hymenoptera; Formicidae. Gene Ontology annotation, biological process: leucyl-tRNA aminoacylation. The record is from RefSeq and is a predicted model, not a curated record. The coding region runs from base 131 to 3730 and encodes 1199 amino acids.